Aspergillus heteromorphus CBS 117.55 is the source of this 5025-nucleotide messenger RNA. RefSeq lists its product as uncharacterized. Lineage: Eukaryota; Fungi; Ascomycota; Eurotiomycetes; Eurotiales; Aspergillaceae. The record is from RefSeq and is a predicted model, not a curated record. The coding region runs from base 350 to 4777 and encodes 1475 amino acids. Gene Ontology annotation, molecular function: metal ion binding; protein binding. The transcript has 4 exons.
CUAUUAUAUACCCGUCACAUGCACCCCCGCACAGGCCACCAGAGAACAUGACGUCAGGGCCUGGAGGCGCACCGGUUCGACAACCUCGGCCGGCUGGCGUGAGCACCACCUCCAUUCAUCAUGCAUUCUCGUCCUCAUUCUCAUCUAUCCGAUGGCCUGAUGCUGAUGCUGCACUAUGAUAUCGUACUGCAACUAUUGUCGUCCUACCUCAGCCUUUGUUCCGUCUAGUUUAGUUUAGUUGAGUGAAUCUGUACACCCAUACACCCCGUGGACAGCAGCAGUUGAGACGCACGCGCACACCCAUAUUUUACCUUGCAGCGGAAGCCUCGGGCUUCUUUGUUCAUGCAGAAUGCUGUCUGAAGACAGCGGCUCGGAGCUGGACUCCUACCAACUCUACCAUCGAUACGAAGAACCCCGACCGGAGAAGGAUUGGAAGCGGGCUGCCCUGGCCGGCCCUGCACUCCCCGCGCUGGGAAAUGCCCUGGCUGGUGCGGUGGGGUCGGCGCUGUCCAAUGUCGCUACGUACCCGCUGAGUCUCAUUGUUGCCAGACUACAGACGCAGAGGGUACGGGGAACAAAUAAAGAGAGCAGCAAUACGGAUGCAGGGGGCAGUGAGAAGAAGGGUCAGGGAGUCGAGGAGGAGGAGGAAGAGGAUUACACCGGCGUCAUCGACGCAGCGCGCAAGAUAUACGCCCAGGAAGGCAUCGCAGCCUUUUACACCGGUCUAGCGCAGGAUACCUUCAAGUCUGUGGCAGACUCAUUCCUUUUCUUCCUCGCCUACGAGUUCUUCCGCCAGCGGAGGAUCAGGGCCCGGUUUGGGAAUACCCGGCGGAGCAAGCAUACGGUUCUUCCGGUGUUGGAUGAGCUGGCGGUUGGGGUUCUGGCGGGAGCGUUUGCGAAGUUAUUUACGACGCCGUUGGCGAAUAUCGUGGCCAGGAAGCAGACGUCGAAGUCUCGUGCCGGUACCAAGGAGAUUGCGGCCCGUAUUCGGGCGGAGAAGGGCCUCCGCGGGUUUUGGUCGGGGUAUUCGGCUUCGUUGAUCUUGACGCUGAAUCCGUCGAUUACGUUUUUCUUGAACGAGGUGCUGAAGUUUAGUUUGCUGAAGAAGGAUAAGAGACAGCGGCCGUCUGCAAUGGCGACGUUCUUGUUGGCCGCCUUGAGCAAGUCCGCUGCUUCAUCGGUCACAUAUCCGUUUUCCAUGGCGAAGACGAGAGCGCAGGUCGCGGGUAAUCAGCCCUCGUCAGCGGAUGGGGGAGCGAAGCAGGAGGAUGAGGGGAUCUCGUUGACCCCGGCGAUUAUUGGGAAUGUUCUCGCUAUUGCACGCACGGAGGGCAUGGCUACGCUGUAUGCUGGUCUUCCGGGGGAGGUUCUUAAGGGGUUCUUCUCACAUGGCUUUACGAUGCUGGCGAAGGAUGCUGUUUACUCUGCUAUUGUGAAGAGCUACUACCUCCUACUUGUCGCCCUUCGACGAUACCCGACCCCGGAGGAACUGCUGCAGCGCGCCCGCGAGCAAGCGGAGGAGUACGCAGACACGGCCCGGGAGGGUGCUCGCGAUCUCGCGGAGAAGGCGCGGAGUGGCACAGAAGAAAUCCUAAGUCACCAGACGGGCAGUGUGACGGUUGAUAUGACUUCGAGCGAGACGGGGGAUGUGACGGGGUCGAAUGAGACGGCGGAGAUGGUGGGCGACUAUGUGGAGGACGAGGGCGAUGCGAAGGAUCUCUACCACUGGUUUUGGGAAAAGGAAAAUGUAUUUCGAUUUCGAUUCCGUGUCUCCAUGAUGUUCUUGACCGGUGGAUCCGAGCCGCGAUCGACCCGUGGCUCUGGCGCGGGCUCUGGCUUUGGCUGCCCGCCCCAUUCGCUCUCCAACCACCGCCUGUUUACUUCCUCUUCCUCCUUCUCUCUCUUCCUCGACCCUUUCCUCUCCCGGUGUCUCCCUCAACCUCACAUCUCCAUGUCGGCCGAACCACAUUCCAGUCCUCUCGGGGACCUGGAGAAGGAACUCACCUGCUCAAUCUGCACGGACCUUCUCUACCAGCCUCUCACCCUCCUGAACUGCCUGCAUACCUUCUGCGGCUCCUGUCUGAAAGAAUGGUUCUCAGCCCAAGCAUCUCGCCCCAGCUCCUCCGUCCGCUUCACCUGCCCCUCCUGUCGCGCCGGCGUUCGCGAAACCCGCCCCAAUGCCACCGUCACCACAUUACUGGAUAUGAUCAUCACAGCGACUCCGGACAAAGAUCGACCGGAUGCGGAGAAGGAGGAGAUUGCGAGGAGAUAUAAGCCGGGGGACUCGGUUUUUCCUGCGUUGCCUGCGGAGAGGAGCCCCGCUGGAUCGGAUGAUGAGGAUCGGAGACUAAUGCAGGAGGUUCGGGAACUUAGUUUGCAAGAGAGUCGAGCGAGGACGACGACGACGACCGGUCAGCGGUCCAGGCAAUCGUCGCGGAGUCGGCGGAAUGAGAGUACGGAUCGGGAUGCAUCGUCGCGACGGCGCCGCGAGGAGGAUCGUGCUGCGCGGCGACAGCGGCCUGCGCCAGCCCGGCUCGGGGAGGAUCUUUCGGAGCGGACGAGACGCAUCGAGCAUCAGUCUAGUCUGCGGUCGUUGUUGAGCUUGUCGGAUACGGAGACCAUGCAGGAGGAGAUUCUGCGGCAGAUCUUCGAGGAGGGGCUGUUGGAUGAUAUUGAUUUGGAUAAUCUGGGCCCGUCGCAGGAGGAGGAGCUUAGUGAGCGCAUUGCUGAUGCAUAUCGGCGGCGGCACAGGCUGCGUUCGCGAUCGCAGCAGCGGUUGGAACAUGAUGCGCGACAGGCGGCGUCGCAGUCUCGUCCUCGUUCGCAGUCGAUGCAGAGACCCCAGGAUACUGCGACACCGAGGGAGUCAGCUCGGAACCCUCCCGUGUCUAGGCCGUAUCUGCUUGAUCCGCUUGUGUCGCGGAAUGAGGCCCCCGGUCAUCAUAGACGUCUGUCAGAGCAGGGCAGCGCGCAGCGGAGAACGUCUCCUGUGGCUGUGAACCCGGCGUCUUCGUCGGAGGUUACGCUACGGCCUGCGGCGCGGUCAUCGAGUGAUAUGGUUGCAGAUCGUCCUCGGAACUCGCAGGCUGCACGAGUCAGGGCUGCAGAGUCAAGUACACUGCGGUCACGACGCGCAACGGCUUCUGAGCGCACCAUCCCGAAUAUAUGGGUCGAGAAUUCUAGGGAACGCGCGAUACGACGAGCUCCAGGGAGGGUCUCGAUAGAUUCUCCCAGAGUAGUCGCAUCGCCGGAUUAUACGCGGAAUGGCUCCUGGCCGGCAAGUCCCGAGGUGAAUGUGCCUGCAACUGGUUCUUUAUCGGCACAGGUUGGAGGUCCAUCCAGACCGGAGUCACGAUCCCGUCCCUCCUCGUCCCGGUCGAAUGCGCCUCCCCGAUCAGCAAUUUCGUUCACGGAGCCGUCUAUUUCGUGUGACCGGUGCAGUAAGCCGAAUAUUCAAUAUGAGCUGCAUAAGAAGUGUCUGAAAUGCAAAGAUGGUGAAUACUAUCUCUGCCUCCGAUGCUAUAGGACUGGUCGCGGGUGUUUAGACUGGCCGGGCUUUGGGGCAUCAGCGGAAGAAAGUUUUGAACGCAUCCUCGCUUCGUCGAACGGCCAGCCUCAACCGUCACCCGAAUCGCAGCAGCAUAUCCUGCUGUCCUGCAAGUACCGUCGCGCUCCAAGCACGGCCUACCGCUCUGACAGAGACGGACGAGUUUUCACCACCGACGACCCUGCGCGCAGGUUACAAACCGGCCUCUUCUGCGACAGCUGCCAUUCUCCCGCAGACGACUGCUACUGGAAAUGCGACCAAUGCAACGAAGGCGACUGGGGGUUUUGCAAUCGCUGCGUUAACCAAGGCCGAUGCUGCACGCACGCCCUGCUCCCUAUCUGCCGCAUAGCCCCAGAGAGCGCAUCCCCAACAGUCACCACCAACAGCAACCCCUCCACCGAAACGUACAAGAUCCUCUCCAUCGCCACAAACUGCGACAUUUGCGCCCAUCCCAUACCCGACUCCACCCCUCGCUUCCACUGCCUCCAAUGCAACGACGGCGACUACGACGUCUGCACGAACUGCUACAUCCGUCUCGUCGCGAUCGGCAAAAUCCGCAAAGAAAACGGCCACAACGGCUGGCGUCGCUGCCUGAAAGGCCACCGGAUGGCCGUCAUCGGGUUCGAUGACCACGACCAAGAUGAACAAGGCCAACGCCGCAUCAUCGUCCACGACCUUGUCGGCGGCCGCGCCCUGAACGAUGACCACCUCCAGCCGUCUCCCACCGCCGCCGCCACGCCCUCGCCGCUCUCCCCUCACAUUCAGCAAACUAUCGAACAUCCCAACGUCGCCUCUCCCGAACUCGGCUCCGGUGACUGGAGCUGGAAAGAGGGCACCGAACGCCGGAAAAAGGCCUCUCGUUUUAGACCCUGGACUGUUGGCGAUCGUGACCGUGAUCGUGACCGCGAUCGGACUUCGGAACCAAGCACCCCCACCCCCACCGCUGCCAGUUUCAAUCUCUCAUCCAAUAUCAACAACACCAACAACCCAGCAGCCUCCUCCCCUAUCCCCUCCCGUCGAUUCCCUCCGAACGGCGGCGUUGGUCUAGUUCUCCACGCCUUAUGGUCAUGGUAUCCCGAGGACGGUGUCCAAGAUGAACUGAUGUUUCCGCGCGGCGCGGAGAUCACUGAGGCGGAGAAUAUCAAUGAGGAUUGGUACUGGGGGUGUUAUGCUGGUCUGACGGGACUGUUUCCGGGUUCGCAUGUUUUUGUUGCGGCGGAGGUUGUUUAAAGAUCUUUCUUUCUUUCUUCCUCUCACUAUCAGACAUACAAAAGAUGCGGGUUUGGUUUGGUUUCUGGUUUCUGGUUUCUGUUUUUCUCCUUGUCGUUUUUCCCCCCCUGGCUUCUGAUGCUGGUUUUCUUGUCUACGUGAUUGCUUUCCUACGAUUGACCUGAUGAUGACUCGAUGAUAUUCUUUGAUGUAGCUAUAUGCCGAUUACGAUACGAUGAGAUGAGGAAUACGAAUUCGAAUGAAUGCUG